AUGAGUUGUGCGGUGGUUUCAGGUUCCAAAACCUGCUUUCAUUUGUGUUCAACAACACCGAAUAAGCCCAACAAAAAUUCCAUUCCCGAGAGUUUUUCAAGCAUUUCCUUCAGUUCCCAGUUGGCAAAUUCUAGAAUUCUAUUGAAAACUUCAUCUGGAAAGACUACAAGACCCCAUUCUAGGGCCAGUUUUAAGGCAUUAUAUGCACCAACGCAAAGCACAGACAGUUUCUACGAUGUGUUGGGGAUUACAGAAGGUGGGUCGGUUUCUGAUAUAAAGAAAGCUUAUAAACAAAUGGCAAGAAAAUAUCAUCCUGAUGUGUCUCCACCAGAGCGUGUGGAUGAAUACACCAGGAGAUUUAUCUUGGUUAAAAAGGCUUAUGAAACCCUUUCUGAUCCGCACACCAGAGCUUUGUAUGAUCAAGAUUUAACUAAUGGAUUGGCGUUCAAUUUUUCUUCUGGAAGAGGAUAUGAAUAUAACCAGAGAUGGGACGAGAGAGGGGAUUGGAAAAUAAAGUGGCAAUCUCAACUAAAUGAAUUGAAACAAAGGAAAAAGGACUCAGAAGGAAGAAUGUCUUGGGGAGCUCGAAUGCGAAGCCGAAGAUGA
Molecule: messenger RNA, 606 nt
Organism: Fraxinus pennsylvanica
Lineage: Eukaryota; Viridiplantae; Streptophyta; Magnoliopsida; Lamiales; Oleaceae
Source: the annotation of a GenBank genome assembly